CCCUCGCGUCGCCUCGCCGCACCAAUGGCGGCGGCGUCGAUCAAGCUCUCCUCCUCCGCCAAGCCCCUCGCCCCCGCGCCGGUCUCCCACCUCCUCCCCCUCCGCGCGCACCACGCGCGGCCGCUCCCCGCGCGCCUCCCGCCGCCGCCCCGCGUCGCCGUGCAACACACCGCCGCGCGGGCCUCCGAUGCCUCCCCCCGCACCGCCUCCUUCGACAAGGUGCUGGAGACGCUGAUCGGCGGUGACCACUUCUCGGAGGAGGAGGCGGAGGCGACGCUGCGGCUGCUGCUGGAGGAGGAGAACGAGGCGCGCAUCGCCGCCUUCCUCGUGCUCCUCAGGGCCAAGGGCGAGACCUACGAAGAGAUCGUGGGGUUGGCGAAGGCGAUGAUAGGCUGCUGCGUCCGGGUCGACGGGCUCGAUGACGCCGUCGACAUUGUCGGCACCGGCGGGGACGGCGCGGACACCGUCAACAUCUCCACCGGCUCCACCAUCCUCGCCGCCGCGGCGGGUGCCAAAGUCGCCAAGCAAGGGAGCAGAGCUAGCUCGUCGGCCUGCGGCAGCGCCGAUGUGCUGGAGGCGUUUGGUGUCAACAUCGAGUUGGGACCCGAGGGUAUUAAACGAUGUGUCAAUGAGGUGGGUGUUGGAUUCAUGAUGUCUGCAAACUAUCAUCCAGCAAUGAAAAUCGUGAAACCUGUGAGGAAGAAGCUGAAAAUAAAGACAGUUUUCAAUAUCCUUGGUCCUCUCUUAAAUCCAGCAAGGGUGCCUUAUGCUGUUAUUGGUGUUUACCACGAGAACAUAGUUACCAAGAUGGCUAAGGCAGCUCAGAAAUUUGGAAUGAAGAGAGCAUUGGUUGUCCAUUCGAAGGGUUUGGAUGAAAUAAGCCCACUUGGGCCUGGAUAUAUCCUUGAUGUCACACCAAGAAAGAUUGAAAAAAUGCUCUUCGAUCCAUUGGAUUUUGGUAUACCCCGCUGCACGCUGGAAGAUCUAAAAGGAGGUGAUCCAGCGUUCAACGCAAAAGUUCUCCAGGAUGUUCUUGCUGGUCAAAGAGGUUCAAUUGCUGAUGCUCUCGUGCUGAAUGCUGCAGCAUCUCUUCUUGUCAGUGGUAAAGUAAAUACUUUGCAUGAUGGUGUAGCGUUAGCACAGGAAACACAACGCUCCGGGGAGGCCAUCAACACACUUGAAUCCUGGAUAAAGAUUUCCAAUAGUUGCUGAGACUGAUGUUGGUUGGCCAACAGAAUUCCUCGAUAAGAUCCUCACCAAAGAAAAAAAAGGGAUUCUUCAAUAAGACCUGAGGAAUGAUGGCAAAUAAGGAUUAUUUUAGGUUAUCUUUGUCCAUAGUGACAUAUUUAUGUAUGUUCGUUCCAAGUGCCAUCUGGGGUGAGAUUAUAAGGUUAUGGUUGGGAUUGUAGCUUCUUUUCUAGUCUAUUUAGAGAUAGAUGACUCUUGUUUAGAGAUCUUGGUAGUGCCCGUUACAUUAUGUGCUAGUGCAAGGCGUGGAAGGAAAACGGAGCUAUACAGUAUAUCUGUUCAAUGUUGCAUCUCAAUUUUGUAAAAUGCUUCAGAAACAAUACAUAUGAUUCAUCUCGACUGCCUCCCAUUAUAAACUGAACUUGAGUUCACAA
This is a messenger RNA of Oryza sativa Japonica Group (Japanese rice), 1622 nucleotides long. Its product is annotated as anthranilate phosphoribosyltransferase, chloroplastic. Gene Ontology annotation, cellular component: cytosol. Gene Ontology annotation, biological process: L-tryptophan biosynthetic process. NCBI's taxonomy places the organism in Eukaryota, Viridiplantae, Streptophyta, Magnoliopsida, Poales, Poaceae. The record is from RefSeq and is a predicted model, not a curated record. Gene Ontology annotation, molecular function: anthranilate phosphoribosyltransferase activity.